AUGGAGUCGACAGAGCCAGCUGAACUCCACAUCAUUAAGGAUCAUUAUGAGAAAGCCUUUGAAUGCCUCAACACAGGACUGGCCGAGGACGAAGCAGGUAACAAGGCGCAGGCUUUGAUACUAUACAGACUGGGCAGACGACAUAUUCUCCAGGGGUUGGAGGUUCCCACCCACGGCGAAUGGUGCGUCGGCGUGAGUUGGGACGCAGCCCGACAGAUGCAAAUGAAGAUGAAUGAGACACUGAGCAACAUCACCACCCGCCUGGCGAUCCUGGAGACGACUCCCGACCCGGCAACCGCGGGCGUCCCCACCCAACGACUCUACCCAACUGUGCCUCGCAUUCAAGACCCAGGACAAAUGACUCCCUCCGGAAUACACUUCUCGGAUAAUUGUCUCAUUGGGGCCUCUUCAGGUGGUGUACCGCCUUUUCCCGUUGCUCCUGUCAUGGCUAUGGAUGUACCCAGUGAGCUGCCACCGGCUUACACCCCACAGGCCAUAGACGGGCAUGUUUCCCUUUCCAGUGGGAAGGAGCAGGGACUUCAGGUACAGUCAACACCAGACCUGAGCGCUCCAAACCUGGGUUUCCUCCCAGAGAUUGUUGGAGUGGACGAGGAGGAAAUCUUCUUCCUGCCCCAUGGGGUGCAGGUGUUCUUUGUUGCUGCAGAUGGGCAGGUCAGCGCCCCCUCCUUUCCCGGAUACCUACGCAUCAUCUUGUUGUCCCCCCGUCAAACUGAAAGCACCAAUCAUCGCAUCCCCUCUGCGUACCUUCAGGUAUGUAAUUGGCUCUGCCCACUUUUCCCAGACUCACCUGUCUUGCUCAGUAACACAGGUGUGUUCACGUUUCCCAACACCAUGGCAGCAACACCGGGAUCGUACGUCGGAAUUGUGCUGUCUGCAGGAUUGCCCGAAUCCGACAGAAGUCUCUUUCAGGAAUACCUCUCCGCAUUAACAGAUCUCCGGGUACAGGCCGCAGAGUCAGAGAACAUCAACCUGUGUGAGAAGGUCCCUGUGGGUCCGCCGCAGGAGGAGGCAUCUACCACUCCCGCCACAGGGCAGCUGGACGAGGAGGGGAAAACGCUGCCCGUGUGGAGUGAGAAACUAUCCCAUGGGAUCCUGGCAGGGGCUUCGUGGCUGGGCCAAGGGCUUGCAAAGGGGGCAGAGGCCACAGGCAAAGCAAUCCACAGAGGAGCCUCCAAACUGCGAGACCACAUCACUCCUGAUGAAACACCAGCUGAGGUCAGCCCCAAAGUAGCCAAGAGUCUGCACGUCGCCAGACAGGCCACAGGGGGCGCUGUCAAAGUCAGCCAGUUUCUAGUCGACGGGGUCUCCAUGGUGGCUGGCUAUGUUGGGAGGGGCCUAGCGCCACACGUGAAGAAACACGGGAGCAAACUCGUCCCAGAGUCCUUAAAGAAGAACAAGGAUGGGCAGUCCAACCUGGAUGGAGUCAAAGAGGUGGCUGUUAGUAGUAUACAAGGUCUCUCCACUGUGUGGUCAAGUUUGGAAACAGCAGCAAAGAGCAUAUGCAAAAGUGUUGGUUCUGAGACGGUGACUACAGUCAAACACAAAUUUAGGGGUCUAGAAAACAUCUAG
Messenger RNA from Chanos chanos (milkfish), 1590 nucleotides. RefSeq names its product spartin a (gene sparta). The record is from RefSeq and is a predicted model, not a curated record. Gene Ontology annotation, cellular component: plasma membrane. The transcript is spliced from 7 exons. Lineage: Eukaryota; Metazoa; Chordata; Actinopteri; Gonorynchiformes; Chanidae. Gene Ontology annotation, biological process: cell division; negative regulation of BMP signaling pathway. Bases 1 to 1590 code for a protein of 529 amino acids.